Molecule: messenger RNA, 8578 nt
Organism: Dermochelys coriacea (leatherback sea turtle)
Lineage: Eukaryota; Metazoa; Chordata; Testudines; Dermochelyidae
Gene: SVIL
Product: supervillin
Exons: 38
Coding region: 70-6981 (2303 amino acids)
Biological process (GO): barbed-end actin filament capping; actin polymerization or depolymerization; cytoskeleton organization
Cellular component (GO): actin cytoskeleton; cytoplasm
Molecular function (GO): phosphatidylinositol-4,5-bisphosphate binding; actin filament binding
Source: RefSeq, a predicted model, not a curated record
GGGCUGUGGCUGGUUGAGAAUUAGCUCCCAUUGUAGUUUCUCAUUGCUGAAUCCUUUGUUUGUGCAACCAUGUUCAGAAAUCCUUGGAUCUCCAGCUAUUUGGGAAAUGUUAAAUACUCUGAGGAGCAAGAUUUUGAAAAAGAGAAUUCAAUCAGAUUUAAAACCUCAAAACUACUCCAAAGAAGGAGAGCAUUAAGUUUUCAGAAAGAAUUUUCAUUUGAGGAUAAAGAAGAACUUGCUAAUAGCACAAAGGACAUUGAUGCUAAUCUUUUAGCAGUGCUUCCAAAAGUUUCAGAAUUAAGAAAACUCUUUGAACCAAGCAAGCAAAAUAUUUUGGAAAUGAAAAGGAAAGAGAGGAUCGCCAGACGUUUAGAAGGAAUUGAAAAUGAUACACAGCCCAUUCUCCUACAAAAUUGUCCUGGAUUAGUUACGCACCGUUUACUAGAAGAAGAUACACCAAGAUAUAUGCGUGCAACAGACCCAUAUAGUCCCCACUUUGGAAGAUCAAAUGAAGAGGAGGAAAUUUCAGAUUCUUCUAUAGAAAAACAACCUAGGUCAUCCAGGUAUCGAGCAGAACCUACAGGAGCACAUUCAGAGCCUACAUAUAGCACAGGAGCCAUGGAUACCCAGGGACUUGAGACGAAAGCAGAAAGAAUAGCUAGGUACAAGGCAGAGAGGAGACGCCAGCUAGCAGAAAAAUAUGGAUUGCCUUUAGAAUCUGAGGGAGAUUCUGAAUAUUUAUCCAGGUAUACCAGGGCAAGAAAAGAUCCUGACACUGGUGAAAAAAAAGAAGUAAAAAGCAACAAGCAGGAGGAUGAAAGCAAGGAUUAUAGUUCCCUGUACUCCUCCAGGUCUGAGAAUAAGGAGUCAUGGAGUGGUGCUUCUGAAUCAAAGGAAUACUCCUUCCAUGAAAAAGACAGCAUUCCAGAUAGAGAGGAGCUUUCAAACUUGGAGAAUAAAAGAGCACAGGAUGUUUGUGCUCCUGGACAGGCUCAGAACUUGUCAUCAGAAGUGGAUGGUUCUGCAUCCUUUUCAUAUUCUGAGCAAGAAUCCUCCUUUAAGGAAGUGCCAGUGUCACCAAAGCAAACUUGCAGGGUAUCCCUUUCCUCACCAAAGCAGCCAGUUUCACCAAGUCAUUCACACAAUGACCAGCUCUUGUACAGUGACACUAGACAAGGUACAGGGAAAGCAAAACCUGAAUGGUUUCUUCAGAAAGAUUCAGAAGGGGACACACCUUCACUUAUCAGCUGGCCCUCCAGAGUAAAAGUUAGAGAGAAACUGGUGAAAGAGGAAAGUGCUCAUGGAAGCCCUGAACUUGUCACAGACCCUGUAUCUCAGAAAAAAUCUCAUCCAGUGCCAGUUGAUUACAUGCCUCUUCAGUCAGAAACUUCUUCCUUUCAUAGGGUUGCUAACCAGACACUCAGUUCAGUCCGCCAACCGAUACAUGGAUAUAUUCAGCCUGCUGGUGUUGCUCAAACUGCCAAACUGAUGGCAACAGAAGACCCAGAAAAUAUCUCAAUUAGUAGCCUCUUAUUACCAGACAAUGCCAGAGUCAUGACAAAAUCCCCACCAGCUACUGCAUUGGAAAAGGGAAAAUGUAACAUACUUCAGAAUUAUGGCUCAAAGCCUGACGAAUGUCCUUUGGGGACAGAACAGUUUUUGAAAAACAGAAAACCAAUUUUGCCAUCUGAGGUUCUCAGGCAAGGGAAGAGCAAUGAAGACUAUUUUAGAGCAAGUGAAUUUGACAAGGCUACUGUUCCCUCAUCUCUUAUAAGCAAGCUAAAGGCUAACCCAUCAGAGCUUCAGAAAGAGCUAGAGUGCACUAAGCACCUGGUGCCUGAACCCCAUUUUAAGACUCAUGAGAACACUGAAAGGAGUGAGACCGUUAUGUACAUACAAAGUGGAUCCAUAUCACGUUCUGCUAAGGCGAAAGGUCAAGCUCAGGAGAUGUCUACAAUGAAGCAUAAACUCCUGACUCGCUCAAUGUCUGAUUAUACUGGUUCUCCUAAGCCAGAGGCUUUAAACAGUAAGGAAACUGUUACGAAAAAGGAGAUGGUGUUCCAGAGUGCUGAAGCAAAUGUGCCCAAUGGUGAGAUUGGCAUGGUUGACACAAAAGUCUCUGUUGCUCAACUCCGUAAUGCCUUUCUGGAAACUAUCAAUGCCCACAAGAAAACUGAACUUGAAUCUCGAUUUGAGAUGUCAACAUCAGGUACUGAUUUGUCUGCCAAUACUGAACCUGAAAGAGUGUCACGAAGGCCAAGGCGCUAUUUUUCUCCUGGUGAAAGUAGGAAAACUUCUGAGAGAUUUAGAACUCAACCAAUCACUUCAGCAGAACGAAAGGAAACAGAUAGGUCCACUCUGAGUCCAGAAAUGCCAGCUGCUGAGGAUGAAGAAAAACUGGAUGAACGAGCCAAGCUGAGUGUUGCUGCAAAGAGGCUGCUUUUCAGGGAAAUGGAAAAAUCAUUUGAAGAAAAAAAUAUUCCUAAACCACGUUCAAGAAAUUCAGCAAUAGAGAGAAGAUUGCGGCGUAUGCAGGACAGGUCACGCACCCAACCAGUUACUACCGAAGAGGUGGUCAUUGCGGCUACUGAACCUACCCCUGCUUCACGUACUGUGAAUACCCACACUGUAGUGACAAGAAUACCUAGUCCCACUGUAGUUAAGAGCACUGUACAACCUACCAGUUUACAGGCAUCAGCACACCAAAAGACUUUAGCUAAAGAAGAAAUCAGAGAAGCCAGAGAAGCAGUCGAGCAGGAUCAGUCUGGAGAGCCAGACUCCUCCACCCUGAGCUUAGCAGAAAAGAUGGCCUUAUUUAAUAAAUUGGCUCAACCAGUAUCGAAGACCAUCUCUACACGGAGCAGAGGGGACAUUAGACACAGGAGAAUGAAUGCUCGUUACCAGACACAGCCUGUCACGCUUGGAGAAGUUGAGCAGGUACAAAAUGAAAGUGGAAAAAUUACUCCCUUGUCACCUACUGUUGUAACAUCAGUGUCAACUAUGGUGUCUUUGAUUUCUCCAAUGUAUGCUGGGGAUCUGCGUGCGAAGUCAACUUUUGAUGAAAGUGUAAGUGCUACCAGUAAAUCAGAUUUGAGAUUCAACUCUUCAGUAGAAAAUGCCGACACUCCAGUAAAAGGCAUACUGAAAUCAGAACAUUGGCAGCCUUCAGUGGAAGCAAUGGAAAGCAAACAAACAUUGAGGGAGCAUGAAGAGGGAGAGACAAACAGAUUCGUAGCAUAUGAAGAUAAUGACCUCAAAAAGUACAGCUCUUCUGAAGAAGUAACCACACAUCCUGUUCUUAGUAAAACAGAGGACUACCACAAAGAGACAAAAUACACUUUACCAAGAAAGAGCAGUAUGGAAUUGUUUACCCAACGAGCACUUUUACAGCCUGUGGAACAGAAGGAAUUUGUUUCUGAUACUGUCCUGCAGGGUAAACAGGAAGACAAAGAAGGACAGUUCUUGGAGGAAAAGAUGGAGUUGGAGAGUGUCUUGAAAAGCAAGACCUUGCUGAGAGACCAUGUUGAGCCUACUUCUGAACUUGGUGUGACGGCAACACAGAGAGUAACGGUGGUAUCCUAUGGACAGCAGGAGACUUCUGAACAACUAGAGGGAAAAUUCUAUAUGAAUCCCUGUGAGCUGUUUGCUGCUGGAGACAACAAAACAGAAACAACUGAGGACACGCUGGAUACACCCAGCAAAACACUGUCUAUUAAAGAAAGGCUGGCACUGUUGAAGAAGAGCGGUGAAGAAAGCUGGAAAAGCAGGCUUAACAAAAAGCAGGAGUAUGGAAAAGUGUCUAUCACUGAGCGUAGCACACAACUGCAAGAAGCUGAGCAGUUGUUCAAGAAGAAGAAAAUGGCAGACAGCCAUGAGAGUCAAAUGACUAUUGAAGAAAGAAAACACCUGAUUACUGUUCGGGAAGAAGCCUGGAAGACAAAGGGUAAAGGAGCAGCCAAUGACUCUAGCCAAUUCACUGUAGCUGGCCGAAUGGUAAAAAAAGGCUUGGCAUCACCUACUGCCAUAACUCCAGUGACCUCCCCUUUCUGUAACAGGCUGAAGUCUACCACUCCAGUUUCAAAGCCUCUGGAAGAAAUAGAAGCCAGGCCUGAUAUGCAAUUAGAAUCAGACAUGAAGCUAGACAAGCUGGAAACAUUCUUGGGAAGACUGAAUAACAAAGUUGGUGGGAUGCAAGAAACCAUGCUAACAGUCACAGGAAAAUCGGUGAAAGAGGUGAUGAAGCUGGACGAUGAUGAAACCUUUUCCAAAUUUUACCGUCACAUGGAUUGCCCCACUUACACAGUGCCUUUGGAGCUUGAUGAGGACUUUGAUGCCAUAUUUGAUCCUUAUGCACCAAAGUUAAUUUCUUCUGUAGCAGAGCACAAACGUGCCGUGAGACCUACACGCAGAGCUCAAGCUUCAAGGAACCCCCUGAAAUUGCUGGCAGCAAGAGAGGACAUUCUUCAUGAAUACACUGAACAAAGAUUAAAUAUUGCCUUCAUGGAAUCAAAGCGAAUGAAAGUAGAAAAAAUGUCUGCAAACUCAAAUUUCUCAGAAGUAGCACUUGCUGGCUUAGCAAGCAAAGAAAACUUCAGCAGCGUCAGUCUACGAAGUGUCAAUCUAACUGAACAAAACUCCAACAACAGUGCUGUGCCAUACAAGAAACUGAUGCUGUUGCAAAUUAAAGGAAGAAGACAUGUUCAGACAAGAUUAGUUGAACCAAGGGCUUCAUCACUGAACAGUGGUGACUGCUUCCUGUUGUUAACUCCACAUUACUGUUUCCUGUGGGUAGGAGAGUUUGCAAAUGUCAUAGAAAAAGCUAAGGCUUCAGAACUUGCAACUUUAAUUCAGACAAAGAGGGAACUCGGCUGUAGAGCUUCUUAUGUACAGACCGUAGAAGAAGGGAUAAAUACCCAUACUCAUGCAGCCAAAGACUUCUGGAAACUCCUCGGUGGCCAGACAAGUUACCAGUCUGCUGGAAACCCCGAGGAAGAUGAAAUGUAUGAAGCUGCAAUAAUAGAAACAAAUUGCAUCUAUCGUUUAGUAGAUGAUAAACUUAUUCCUGAUGAUGACUACUGGGGAAAAAUGCCAAGAUGUACUCUGCUACAAUCCAAAGAGGUUCUGGUUUUUGAUUUCGGCAGCGAAGUAUAUGUGUGGCAUGGGAAAGAAGUCACAUUAGCACAGAGAAAAGUAGCGUUCCAGCUGGCCAAACAUUUGUGGAAUGGAACAUUUGACUAUGCCAAUUGUGACAUAAAUCCUCUAGAUCCUGGAGAGUGCAAUCCCCUUAUACCAAGAAAAGGGCAAGGGCGUCCUGACUGGGCUAUCUUUGGCAGACUCACAGAACAUAAUGAGACGAUAUUGUUCAAAGAAAAAUUUCUUGAUUGGACAGAAUUGAAGAAACACAAUGAGAAGAGCUCUAGUGAAUCUCUUCACCAGAAGGAAGACUCCAGGUCUGACUUUAAACCAUAUGAUGUCAUGCUAAUGGUACCAGUGCCCCAAACUACAGUUGGCACAGUCUUGGAUGGAAUAAAUAUUGGCCGUGGCUAUGGAUUUAUUGAAGGAGAAGAUGGGAGGCAGUUUGAAAUUAUCACUGCCUCUGUGGAUGUGUGGCACAUCCUGGAAUUUGAUUACAGUAGGCUGCCUAAACAAAGCAUAGGACAGUUCCAUGAGGGAGACACGUAUGUGGUUAAAUGGAAGUACAUGGUGAGCACUGCAGUUGGAAGCAGACAAAAGGGAGAGCAGCAAGUAAGGGCUGUUGGAAAAGAGAAGUGUGUGUACUUCUUUUGGCAAGGGAGGCACUCCACAGUGAGCGAGAAGGGGACGUCGGCACUAAUGACUGUGGAGCUUGAUGAAGAGAGAGGAUCACAGGUACAAGUACUUCAAGGAAAAGAACCACCAUGCUUUCUGCAGUGCUUCCAGGGAGGGAUGGUUGUGCAUGCUGGAAGAAGGGAAGAGGAAGAAGAAAAUACACAAAGUGACUGGAGGCUGUACUGUGUGCGAGGAGAAGUUUCCAUUGAAGGAAAUUUACUUGAAGUAGCAUGUCACUGCAGCAGCCUAAGGUCCAGGACGUCGAUGAUUGUUCUCAAUAUAAAUAAAGCCCUUAUCUAUCUGUGGCAUGGCUGCAAAGCACAGUCUCACACAAAGGAUGUAGGAAGAACAGCAGCCAAUAAAAUAAAAGAACAAUGUCCAUUGGAAGCUGGAUUGCACAGCAGCAGCAAGGUGACAAUACAUGAAUGUGAUGAAGGGUCAGAGCCAUUGGGAUUCUGGGAUGCAUUAGGAAGGAGAGAUCGAAAAGCCUAUGACUGCAUGUUGCAAGAUCCUGGAAAGUUUAACUUCACCCCCCGCCUGUUCAUCCUCAGCAGUUCAUCAGGAGACUUCUCAGCCACUGAAUAUAUAUAUCCUGCAAGAGAUCCCACUGUUGUCAAUUCCAUGCCAUUCCUGCAGGAGGAUCUCUACACUGCCCCGCAGCCAGCACUCUUCCUUGUGGACAAUCACCAUGAAGUGUAUCUUUGGCAAGGCUGGUGGCCUGUAGAAAACAAAAUAACUGGAUCAGCUCGAAUCCGAUGGGCUACAGACAGGAAAUGUGCUAUGGAGACAGUACUCCAAUACUGCAAAGGAAAAAAUGUAAAGAAGCCUCCUAAAUCCUACCUAAUUCAUGCUGGUCUUGAACCCCUGACGUUCACCAAUAUGUUCCCUAGCUGGGAACACAGAGAAGACAUAGCUGAGAUCACAGAAAUGGAUGCUGAAGUUUCUAAUCAGAUAAUCCUUGUAGAGGAUGUGUUAGCCAAGCUGUGCAAAACUGUGUAUCCACUAGCAGAUCUUUUAGCUAGGCCUCUGCCUGAGGGAGUUGAUCCACUGAAACUUGAAAUUUAUCUUUCAGAUGAAGACUUUGAGGCCGCCUUAGAGAUGACGAGAGAAGAGUACAAUGCACUGCCCUCUUGGAAGCAAGUUAACGUGAAAAAGGCAAAAGGACUUUUCUAGGUAAUGUUGCUUAGUGAUGGUACCAGAGGGAUCUGUAUCGUCACUUUCUACACCUUGGAAUUAGCAAAAUGAAUUGCUCUGGAUUAGUGUUCAAAAAAGAAAUUAGAGAUCUUUAAUUUUUAGAUACUGCCUGAUCUUGAGUUGUGUAAUAUUGUAAAUGUGCAAGAGAACUCUUUGGAAACUUUGUUUCAACUCCAAGGAUAAUGUGUUUAAACUUUGCUCUCCUGUGCACUUAAACAGUAGUUUUUCAAGCUACUACUGCAACAAUCCUUUGGCUAUAUAUAGUACUUGCCAUGUGUUUUUUUGAAGAUGUUCUCUUUGUAAAGUGUUAUUUUGUUAGUUUGUGGAUUACAAAGAAUUUAUAUUUAUAUAAACACAUAGAACAGGUAUGUAUUUAACAAUGCAAUAUGUAUUCACUUUCAAGACUUUCAUGUAAAAAAAAUACAGAAAGGUAGUUGGAUGGCAGUUGCUUAUACUGAAUUAGCUGUACCACCCAUAUAUAUCUUAUGCAUUCUGAAAAGUUUCUCUUUGCAAUAGGUAAUGAAUUAUUCUCAAUGCUGCUUCAGGUGCUAAACUAAACAAAGCGUUUGUAUUUAUGGCAUGGGUUUCUUUAGAAACUAUGCAAAUCAACCUUUAUAUUUCAAUUUCCAAAAAUGUAUAGUGCCUUGUUUUUGUGUACAGUUUAUAUACAAAAAAGAUUGGUCUGCAUUUUGAAGAUGGUUUAGAAUGGUCUCCUAUAUUACUUUUAUAAUGGUAGAAAUAAAAACAUCUGAGUUUCUAAUAAAUGUUGUAAAGAUCAAACAUCUUUCAUGAUAUAAGAGCUUGAAGUAAAAAUUUCAGAAUAAACUCCUAGUAAUGCUCUGGCUAGUCAUUAUUUACACACAUAUCCUAGGCUAGCAUAUAAAAAUGUUCCAUAAUAUUGUAUUUACAUUUGAAAUGUUUGUAACCUGAGGCAUUUAGAUGAUUUGUACAGUGUUAUGAUUUAAGAGUGGCAGAUAAUACAGAGAAAUGUAAGAUGAUUAUACAAAGAUAAAAUUAGACUGUACAACAGUCUUAACUAGUGCUACCUCUUGAAACAAUUAUAUAACUAUUGAAUUAUUUUCAAUUGCCCCUCUUUUAUACUCGAUGUAAAAUGUUUGGCCAAUUGAAAACCUACCAAGAAUAUGAAUCGUGGUGAGUAAAGCUCUUGAAACAAAAUUAACAUGGUAUUGAAUGUUAACUGUAUUUUCAUUAUCAAAGAAAGUGAUAGAACUGAAAACAUGGCCAUUUGCAUUAGUUUGGGCAAGCAACUGUUUAAUCAGGUUUCAGAUUCUGUCAUUGCUUGAAUCUUUAUUUUCAGGUAGUUGCUAUCUCUGACUUUGAAUUUCUGUAAGGAUUGCUACUGUUACCUUUGCAAUAUCAUUGUACCUUUCAAAUACUACAUCCUGUGACCCCAGAAAGCUUGCCUUGUAGACUGUAGCCACUGGAAAUCUCCUUUCUGCUUAUAAAGGGAAAACACCUUUGUUACCUAUCAGUGCCAAGUGACUUUGUAUUUUUGAUAAUUUGCUGCUCUUGACCUGACUGUGACCACAGGGGAAUAAAGUGGAUCUUGAGUGUA